Molecule: messenger RNA, 717 nt
Organism: Aspergillus uvarum CBS 121591
Lineage: Eukaryota; Fungi; Ascomycota; Eurotiomycetes; Eurotiales; Aspergillaceae
Exons: 3
Coding region: 1-717 (238 amino acids)
Source: RefSeq, a predicted model, not a curated record
AUGAAAUACGUGAUCAGCGCCUUCUCGGCGAUCACCUGGUACAACGCGAUCGAGCUGGUGAUCCUAUGCCUGACCACCUUCCAUUCCUACCGGGGCUGCUACUUCUGGAGUCUAUUCAUCACCAGCUUCAGCCUGAUCCCGCACGUGCUGGGCUACACUUUGUUUCUCUUCGCGCCAGACGUCUCGCGCUACAUCUCGGUGACCCUGAUCGUGCUCACCUGGUACUGCAUGGUGACGGGCCACUCGCUAGUCCUCUGGUCGCGCCUGCACCUGGUGCUACACCGCCCGAAGCUCCUGAAAUGGAUAUUGGGGGCCAUCAUCGUCGACGCGAUCCUCUUCCACAUCCCGACCACCGUGACACUCUACGGGGCGCUGGGCGGCUCGCCGCGCUGGAAGUCCGGCUACGAUACCAUGGAGCGCAUCCAGCUGGUCGCCUUCUGCGUGCAGGAGGCCCUCCUCUCAGGAAUCUACGUCUACGAGACGAUCAAGAUGCUGCGGCUGCGGCCGGAGCGGCCGCGGCGGCUCAUCCUGGCGCAGUUGCUGGUCAUCAAUGUCGUGAUUCUCGUGCUGGAUCUCGCGGUUGUCGCGAUCGAGUAUGCCGGGUAUUAUGCCCUGCAGGUCAUGUUUAAGCCCGUCGCAUAUAGUAUCAAGCUGAAGCUAGAGUAUGCGAUUCUGGGGCGAUUAUUGGGUGGUUACGGGACAGUAUUAUUUUCCUGA